GUCUUGGUCCAUCCCUAGCGCCAUCGAUAGGUUUGUAAGAAACAAAAAGUAAAGAAAGUUGCAGUUCGGUUUCGUUUACGUGUUUAUUAACAGUCACAGGACAAACAGAAGUUUCACCAUGUCGGCGAAAGCAAUUACGGAGGCCUCCGGUAAGGACAUCCUGAACCGUCAUCUUUCCCUGCACGGCGCUGGUGCCGCCAGCUGCCGCUUCGCAACAGUCAACGCCACCACAGACUGGUCGAAACUGAGCGUCGACCAUCCCUGGCUGCUAACCACGCCUCUGGUGGUCAAGCCCGACCAACUGAUCAAGCGCCGUGGCAAGCUGGGCCUGAUUGGUGUGAAAAAGAACUUUGAGCAAGUGAAGCAGUGGAUUGGGGAACGCCUCAACAAGGACCAGAAGAUCGGCAAUGCCGUGGGAAAGCUGCGUAACUUCAUCAUCGAGCCAUUUGUGCCACAUACUGAUGCGGAGGAGAUGUAUGUGUGCAUCUAUUCCCAUCGUGCCGCGGACACGAUCCUGUUCUACCACCAAGGCGGUGUGGAUAUUGGAGAUGUCGAUGCCAAAGCCGUAAAGUUGGACAUACCCGUCAACGCCUCUCUCUCGCUGGCCGAUGUUAAGAGCAAGCUGCUUGUGGAGGUCAAGGAUGCGAAGGUCAAGGAACGCAUUGCCAAAUUCAUCAGCGCUCUGUACACCACUUAUGUGGACUUGUACUUCACCUACUUGGAAAUCAAUCCUCUUGUGGUGACGGCCGAAAAUCUUUACAUCUUGGAUCUGGCGGCUAAGCUGGACUCCACCGCCGAUUUCAUUUGUCGACCCAAGUGGGGUGAAAUCGACUACCCGCCACCCUUUGGCCGAGAUGCGUACCCUGAGGAGGCUUACAUUGCCGAUCUGGAUGCCAAAAGUGGAGCGUCGCUUAAGCUAACGAUUCUGAACCGCAACGGACGCAUCUGGACGAUGGUGGCCGGCGGUGGAGCUAGUGUCAUUUACUCGGACACCAUUUGCGACCUAGGAGGCGCAUCUGAGCUGGCCAACUAUGGCGAAUACAGUGGGGCGCCUUCUGAACAACAGACAUACGAGUACGCCAAGACGAUUCUCAACCUGAUGACCUCCUCGCCGAAGCAUCCAGAUGGCAAGGUCCUAAUUACUGGAGGUGGUAUUGCCAACUUUACAAAUGUGGCGGCGACCUUCCAAGGUAUCAUCACCGCCCUGCGAGAGUUCCAGCCCAAACUCGUGGAGCACAACGUGUCCAUCUUUGUGCGUCGGGCUGGCCCCAACUACCAGGAGGGUCUGCGCAAGAUGCGUGACUUCGGCACCACCCUUGGCAUUCCGCUGCACGUUUUUGGACCCGAGACCCACAUGACAGCCAUUUGCGGCAUGGCGCUGGGCAAGCGACCCAUCCCCCAGGUGGCCAGCGUAGAGUUCUCCACCGCCAACUUCUUGCUCCCCGGCGGCCAACAGGCGCAGGCGGACCUCAAGGCUUCCAGCGAUGCGGAGGCUCUAGGUUCAGCCCUGAGCCCGAGCGCAGCUAAACCGAUUAAACUACCACCUAUCUCAGCAGAUGAGAGCGAUAAUGUCGUCGACGGUGUCUUGUCUGGUGCGCAGCGCAACGGAUCAUCGCUCAACCGUAAGUUCUUCUCCACCACCACCAAGGCGAUUGUGUGGGGCAUGCAACAACGGGCGGUGCAGUCGAUGCUGGACUUUGACUUCAUCUGCAGACGUACGGAACCCUCUGUGGUGGCCAUGGUUUAUCCCUUCACCGGCGACCACAAGCAAAAGUACUACUGGGGCCACAAGGAGAUCCUUAUUCCGGUGUACAAAAAGAUGUCCGAUGCCAUUCACAAGCACAAAGAAGUGGACGUUAUGGUCAACUUCGCCUCCAUGCGCAGUGCCUAUGAGUCCACGCUGGAGGUCCUGGAGUUCCCCCAGAUUCGCACAGUGGCCAUCAUUGCCGAGGGUAUUCCCGAGAACAUGACCCGCAAACUGAUAAUUGAGGCAGACAAGAAGGGAGUGGCCAUUAUUGGUCCUGCCACCGUGGGUGGAGUCAAGCCCGGUUGCUUUAAGAUCGGAAACACCGGCGGCAUGUUGGACAACAUUCUGCAUUCCAAACUGUACCGCCCUGGCAGUGUGGCUUAUGUUUCACGUUCCGGCGGUAUGUCCAACGAGCUGAACAACAUCAUCUCGAAGGCCACGGACGGAGUGAUCGAGGGUAUUGCCAUUGGUGGCGACCGCUAUCCAGGAUCGACGUUUAUGGACCAUAUUCUACGUUACCAGGCUGAUCCGGAGUCUAAACUGAUUGUACUGCUUGGAGAGGUCGGAGGCACCGAAGAGUACGAUGUAUGCGCCGCUCUCAAGGAUGGACGCAUUACCAAGCCCUUGGUGGCGUGGUGCAUUGGAACCUGUGCCAGCAUGUUCACCUCCGAGGUGCAGUUCGGACACGCUGGCUCCUGCGCUAACUCAGACCGGGAGACGGCCACCGCAAAGAACAAGGCUCUCCGAGAGGCCGGAGCAUAUGUCCCGGACUCUUUUGACACGCUGGGUGAACUCAUCCACCAUGUGUAUGGUGAGCUGUUAAAAACUGGUCGUGUGGUUCCCAAAGAGGAGGUGCCGCCUCCAACCGUGCCCAUGGAUUACUCCUGGGCUCGCGAAUUGGGCUUAAUCCGAAAGCCUGCUUCGUUUAUGACUUCCAUCUGCGACGAACGUGGCCAGGAGCUCAUCUACGCGGGCAUGCCUAUUAGUGAGGUCCUUAGUAAAGAUGUGGGUAUUGGUGGCGUCAUUUCGCUGCUUUGGUUCCAGCGAUGCUUGCCCUCGUAUGUGUGCAAGUUCUUUGAGAUGUGCUUGAUGGUAACUGCCGACCACGGACCGGCCGUUUCCGGAGCACACAACACCAUCGUAUGCGCUCGUGCUGGCAAGGAUCUGGUGUCCUCGGUCGUCAGCGGUCUCCUCACCAUUGGUGAUCGAUUCGGUGGUGCUUUGGACGGCUCCGCCCGCCAGUUCUCGGAAGCAUACGACACAAAUCUGCAUCCCAUGGAGUUCGUGAACAAAAUGCGCAAAGAGGGAAAACUUAUCCUGGGUAUUGGUCACAGGGUCAAGUCCAUCAACAACCCCGAUGUGCGCGUCAAAAUUAUUAAAGAAUUCGUACUGGAGAACUUCCCGGCGUGUCCGCUCCUCAAAUACGCUCUGGAGGUGGAAAAAAUCACCACCAACAAGAAGCCCAACCUCAUAUUGAACGUGGAUGGUGUGAUAGCCACCGCCUUCGUGGACAUGCUGCGCAACAGUGGAUCCUUCACCAGUGAAGAGGCACAGGAGUACAUCAACGUUGGAGCAAUCAACUCGCUGUUUGUGCUGGGACGUAGCAUAGGCUUCAUCGGUCACUACAUGGACCAGAAGCGACUGAAGCAGGGCCUGUACCGCCACCCAUGGGACGACAUCUCAUACGUCAUUCCCGAGCAGUACAACUAAACGAUGUUAUAUUCUAUUAUGUCUCAAUCAUAUAUCCGAAAGUUGUUGUAAUUAAGCACAGAUGUACGACGUUCAGCGAGGAGGCUGUCGACUCCGUUCCAGAUGGUAGAUGCGUCCCUGCAUGCGUCUCCCCAGACCAGCCCCGUUCCCGUUCCACAUUAAUCCUGCAUUUAAAGUUCUCAAGUUACCAUUAUUGCCCUCGUUGCGUUUUCUGUAGAGGUGCGAGUGUGUCUCGGAGCCCGUAGCCCGGGUGUUUUUGGAAUCUAGAUAUAGUGAAAUCUGUGCUCCGAGCAGAAUUCAGCAUAAAAUUAUUUGAUACUUUUUAUACUUUAGUUUUGGAUGCUCACAAUUGUCUAGACAACAAGAGAAUAAAUUGUUGCAAAAGCUUAUUUUAUUAUUUUGCUUAA
Molecule: messenger RNA, 3864 nt
Organism: Drosophila bipectinata
Lineage: Eukaryota; Metazoa; Arthropoda; Insecta; Diptera; Drosophilidae
Gene: ATPCL
Product: ATP-citrate synthase
Biological process (GO): tricarboxylic acid cycle; fatty acid biosynthetic process; acetyl-CoA biosynthetic process
Cellular component (GO): cytosol
Molecular function (GO): ATP citrate synthase activity
Source: RefSeq, a predicted model, not a curated record